Messenger RNA from Symbiodinium necroappetens, 2247 nucleotides. The record is from the annotation of a GenBank genome assembly. NCBI's taxonomy places the organism in Eukaryota, Dinophyceae, Suessiales, Symbiodiniaceae.
GUCAAAGGUGAGGAACAACUAAUUCCUGUGAAGGAGACACACGAGCACCUUGGCACAAAGGCUCUGCUGCAAGCCCUGCAGCGCUUCAGGGAUGCCCUGCAUCGGCGAGCCAGCACGGCCCCAGACAUCACCACCAGAGCCGAUGUGCAGGCUCAUGUUGGCCGCCUCGAGGUCAAGCUGAUUGAUCUGCUCCAACAGCAAGACCAGCAGGAUGCUCAGCUACCAGUCAAUAGUGCAGAGGUGCCGUGUCCAUACUGCGAUGCUGUCUUUGACACUGAGAACGCCAUGCGCAUACACGCACAGCUCGCACAUAAAGAUUUGCCUCCUCGUGUUGCCAGCACGCCCACUCAGUUUGUGCCGCGGCUUCAUGCUUGUGGCGGCCUCCCGCCAUGCCGCCUGUUUCUCAGAACCUUUUAUAGAUGGCAGUAUCUAAAAGAGCACAUUGAAAGUGGAGCCUGCGACAAGCUGGGGGGCGAAAGCCUCACAAAACACCCUGUCAAAGCGGACUCUCAGGCCAUUGCUGUGCAGCCGUCCCGUGACGACAACCCGCCCGACACAGCCACCGGAGUGUCGCAAAACGUUCCUUUGUGUGAGCGCCUGCACUUCGCUCGGCAGCGUCAUGAUUGGGAAGCCUUGCUGCGAGACCCGUUCAUGAGCCUGAGACUCCGGGCCUACAUGACAAAGCCCUUGCUCUCUGCCUUAGCUUUAAGCAACAUCUUGUUCGGGACCAUCAGUGCCCUUGGUGCAAGCGCAAGGAUGACAGACCCCUCCCAGGGCCUCAAUCCGGAAGCCGAUAUCUUCGCCUUCUGCAACCCCACUCUCCUGCAGUCCAAGCCAGCGCGAUCGUCACCACCACAACCGAGGGACAAGGAGAUCGAGGAGAGCCUGGAGGGAUCAACGGAAUCCACACAGCCGCCCAAGAGGCCACGGCCCGAGCCGAACCUGCUGAUGGCAUCCAGGCAGCAGUCCGCCUUCAAUCCUCGACGCCAGCAACGCCCACCAAAGAACAACGGCCUCUCGGCAGAGGCCAGACUCAUGGCCCGGAUGCUGCUGUACCACGAGGACCAGUUGGCGGCACAACGAAUGGACAAGGACUUCGUCCUUUUCAUGCGUCAGGACUAUGCCAGCAUCAUCCCCAAUCUCCACGCCAUUUCGGUGGAGUGGCAUGCCAAGAAGGAGGAGGGGGCCGAGGGCCUCACCUCCUCGCUACGCACCCUGUUGCUGGCGUGCUUGGUCAAAGAACUGCUGGCCCGGGUCCAAAAGUUAGCGUCGACCCAGGAGGGUCAGGAGAAGCUCCAGCGAACAAAAUGGAUGGAUCAGGACCAACAAUGGACCUUUUUGCGGUGGUGUCACAAGACGAGGAAACUUGUGGUGGACGACAACAAGCCCAGCCUGAGUCACACAGAGCUGGUACGUCAGCUCACCUUCCUCCUCGAGAACCUUCGCGGCGACAUUAUCCACAAGUUCCACAGCACCAAGGGCCUGGACAAGGUGGAAGAAAAUGCGUCCAAUCUUCCAUCCGUGACCUUUUUGUUAGGCAUCUCCCUACGGGGGGAGCGGGCCCACGAGAUACACGAGGUCUUGUGCAAGUUGCUGGGCUCUUCGGCCUGGCAGCUGGUGGGAGUAUCAAUGAAGCGGGAGGGGCUUCAGCGAGCACCGGCGGCCAAGCAGUUGGCCAAGAUGCUCUUCGGCAAGUCCUUCCUGGGGACAUGGCAAGGGCGUAGAUUGGUUGAUAAUGCCGAAAUGCAGAGGACUGUGCACAACCCCACCUCCCUCUGCAUUGGCCUUGGUGCACCACCCAGACAUAAUCCUGAUGUGCAAACUCUGAUCGAUCACUGGUAUGCACAGGAUUUUCGACAAGCCUUGAUGCAGCUCUCUCCAUGGCUUUUCCUGCAGCUACCGCGCUUCAGGCACCAGGCUGAUAGGAUCGUAAAAGCCAAGCAAUGUCAUUACUACGUGGUGACGCCGGGCCAGAGGGGAUAUCUUGCCCUGGACGACGACAAAAAGUACAUGGAUCUUCACGGCGAGGAAUGGAUUGCAAGCCAGAUUUACCUUCUGGAAGUACAGCUUCGCCAGAUGUGCCAGGACAUGGGAAUUCUGCAGCAGCGGCACAACAAUCUGCACUAUCAGAUUUCCCUCCUCAUGCGAAAUCAACGCCACUUGGCCCAGCAGCUCAUGUCGAAAAGCUCGCCGAACAAGUACAGACCGACCCCGCAGCUGAUCGACCUCCAUGAGCUGGAUGAUUAA